CAGCAAGAAAAAUCGUCACUACCCAUCUCAAUUUUCUCGAGAAAAUCCACCAAUUCUGCGGCAUGAAACUGAGGAGCAGAAGGAUGUCUGCUUCUGGGCUCGCCUACCCUCUCAUCCUUUUCCUCUUCUUCAUCCUCAUUCAAGCAAAUGGGGCGGCGCCGGAGAACGGGACGGCGGAUAUGGUGCCGCUAAUUGAGGGGGCGGAGACGGCGAUGCUGUUCAACGAGAGCCGGCGGCGGCUGGGCAGCUUCCAGAUCUGCGCUUUGUGCACCUGCUGCGGCGGCGGCGGCGGAAAAGGCUACUGCUUGCCGUCGCCUUGCUGCUACGCCAUCAACUGCAAUAUCCCCAAUAGGCCCUUCGGCUUCUGCUCUUUCACCCCCAAAGCCUGCAACUGUUUUGGCUGCCAUCUCUAGCGCAAGAGACUACCCGCCCGCUUUACGAAGAUCAGAUGACGAUCGUAUUCACUCGAUCAAGAAAACAAGAAAGUAAAAGAAAAAGCCUUUUUAGGUGCUCCCAAACACGCCCUAAAAGUCUAGAAUCUCUCUCUCUCUCUCUCUCUCUGGUUGUGUUUAUUAAUUAAUUUAGUUAGCGUUCUUGAUUCUGUUUGGCGAGUGUGAAUAGGGAGAAUAUCUGUUCCUCUGCAGCCCGUUUAUUUUUGCCAAUUGGAGACAGCUAGUUCCAGAUCAGUUCUCUCUUCCCCUUCUUUGAUCUUCUUUUUUUUUUCCCCCGAAGCAGCAAAACCUUGGAGGGGAGAAAGCAAUAUGUGGAUCUUUUCAUCUUUCUCAAGAUUUUCUUGGAAAAUUAGAUGUUGAA
This is a messenger RNA of Diospyros lotus (date-plum), 813 nucleotides long. RefSeq lists its product as uncharacterized. The coding region runs from base 63 to 413 and encodes 116 amino acids. The record is from RefSeq and is a predicted model, not a curated record. The transcript has 2 exons. NCBI's taxonomy places the organism in Eukaryota, Viridiplantae, Streptophyta, Magnoliopsida, Ericales, Ebenaceae.